Drosophila innubila is the source of this 939-nucleotide messenger RNA. RefSeq names its product UMP-CMP kinase (gene Dak1). The transcript has a single exon. The record is from RefSeq and is a predicted model, not a curated record. Gene Ontology annotation, molecular function: UMP kinase activity; ATP binding. Gene Ontology annotation, biological process: UDP biosynthetic process; CDP biosynthetic process; 'de novo' pyrimidine nucleobase biosynthetic process. NCBI's taxonomy places the organism in Eukaryota, Metazoa, Arthropoda, Insecta, Diptera, Drosophilidae. Bases 33 to 803 code for a protein of 256 amino acids. Gene Ontology annotation, cellular component: nucleus; cytoplasm.
CCUCCACGUUUCAUCUGUUCACUCAGUUGUCAAUGUGGCGCGCUUUUACGCGUAUAGCAAAAACACUUGAGUCUUGUGGCCAAGGAGGAGCACUGCUGAGUCAGCAAUUCCAACAUUCCCAUAAUCAGUACAACGUUUGCAAAACUAAUUACCUUAGCUUGCACAACCAAGCGCCGGUCGUAACACUCAUAAACAACAACAACAACAACAUGUCCAGCGAAAAGCCAAAGGUUGUUUUUGUAUUAGGUGGCCCUGGGGCUGGAAAGGGAACGCAAUGCUCAAAGAUUGUGGAACGCUUUCAAUUCACCCAUUUAUCCGCCGGAGAUCUGCUGAGAGAGGAGCGGGCACGCGAGGGCUCCGAGUUUGGUCAGCUUAUCGAGGAUUACAUACGCAAUGGAAAAAUUGUGCCCGUCGAGGUGACAUGUUCCCUGCUGGAAAAUGCCAUGAAGAACUCCGGGAAAUCGCGGUUUCUCAUCGACGGCUUCCCACGCAACCAGGACAACUUGGAUGGCUGGAAUCGUCAAAUGUCCGACAAGACGGAGAUGCAGUUUGUGCUCUUCUUCGACUGCGCCGAAGAUGUGUGUGUGCUGCGUUGCUUGGGACGCGGUCAGAGCGGAUCCGGCAGAUCCGAUGACAACAUGGACAGCUUAAAGAAGCGCAUCCAGACUUACAACAACGACUCGAUGCCCAUCAUUAAGUACUUUGAGAAUGCCGGCCAGGUCAAGUCCAUCGACGCCAGUCCGGAUGCGGACAAGGUGUUCCAGGAUGUGGAGCGUGUGUUUGUAUCCCACGGCUUCCAGUGAAACUUACUCUCUUACUUAACUAGGUUCAUUUUUCUGUGCAUGCCUCUGUGUUUAAUUGUAAUUCUAAUUGUAUCCUCCUCCCCCCGUAUCUGAAUUAUCUGAAAUAUAUAGGCUUGUUAGCAUAAUUCAAAGUUUA